Molecule: messenger RNA, 2520 nt
Organism: Penaeus chinensis
Lineage: Eukaryota; Metazoa; Arthropoda; Malacostraca; Decapoda; Penaeidae
Exons: 5
Coding region: 43-1452 (469 amino acids)
Source: RefSeq, a predicted model, not a curated record
GAUAGUCGUGAUGAAGACGAGGAACAGAAUCAAGCCACGAAGAUGAAAACAGGAAGAAGGGGCUGGGAUAGUCGUGAUGAAGACGAGGAACAGAAUCAAGCCACGAAGAUGAAAACAGGAAGAAGGGGCGUGGAUAGUCGUGAUGAAGACAAGGAACGGAAUCAAGACACGAAGAUGAAAACAGGAAUCAGGGACCGGGAUAGUCGUGAUGAAGACGAGGAAGUGAAUCACACAGACAAAGAAAACGCGGAGGAGACGGCGGGCGACGACAAAGAAAAUGCUGAAUACAAGAGAGGCGAGAAGGAGCCCUCUCACGUCGCCAUGGAAUGGGACAGCGAUUUCCAUGAGGGUUUCGAACAAGCUCUUCUCAAGCACGAACGGACGAAGGAAGCAAAAAGAUUGGAUAGCUUGGUUGACAGAAAAAAGAAACAGUAUGGCAAUGCAUCUAGAGCAAUUUCUUCAUCAGUUCGCGAAGACAGAAGACGGGCGCCAGUGAGCUCGAGAAACGGAAAACCCAGGCAGCGGGAAAGCGAGGCGACCGACGAUCCUGUUUCGGCUGCCAGAUCGACUUCCAAGGGCAGCGAAGCCGCGACGAGAUCGCCGCACAGGAGAGGGGGCUCUCAGGACACCAGAGGAAGGCGAAGCUCAGGAGGACCCGACGGGGAUGAUCCUGAGUUCAGACCACAGGACUUGGCGAAGUUUCUGGGGCGGCAAGACGGCUUUCAAGCACCCGUGGGCGACAUGAGAGAUAGUUUCUCUUGGCAAGUAAAUCGGGCAUUAGCAAGCCUCCCUCAUAUCUUUUGUAUGAAGAAUGAGAGGAUGAAGCUGCGGCCAAAGAUCAGAGUCUGCUCUGCCUAUACGUCGCGCAGAGGGUGCAUUGACCGGGCAUCAUGCUUUAAAAUUCAUAUCUGCUCCGGCUUUGUUUUUGGCGAUUGUGCGUUGGAAAACUGCAGCAUGGGGCAUAGAUUGCGCACGAACCAUAAUAUCAAGGCAAUCCAAGCUUUUUAUCUAGAGUGUCUAAGUGAUAGUCAAUUGUGUCGUCUUAUAAAAAUGAAUGAAGUGGCAUUGCAGCGGGAAACUACCCAACGGCAUCUCGAUGUAUGUAGGGAUUACAGUAAGGACAGAUGUAAUAAGAGCUGUGGUGCCCUGCACAUCUGCCUCGAUUUUGUUAUUGGACUGGGUGAUUGUUCGAGGCCAAAGUGCCCGCUGAGUCAUGAACUCUUCAGCUCGGAAAACUAUAAACUAUUGCACCAUUAUGAUUUUGACUGUACAGAAAACCUCUGGAAGACACUGACUGCCAUCAUUUGUAGAAAUCCUCGCCUUCAGCAGAUGCAAGAAAACGCUGCCUACCACAGAAAGCACAUCAGACCUCGCGAUAAGUACCCGAAUUCUCCUCAUAGAGACUGUUCACGUGAACAAGCAGAGCAUUGGGGCCGCGUCCGAAAAAAGUAGGAACAUCAAUCGCAUCACUGAGACAAGCAGAACUAAUGUAUGGACUCACCUUCCUAAGGGAUCCCCCCAAAUCCCAGAGAUAUGCUAAAAGUCAGUGUCACGGACUUGUAAAGUUACUGGUUGCCCGAGACUCCAUUCAAAGAUUCACUUUCAUUGGCAAGUGAUUAAAGAUAUUGACACUUGGUAUAACUUCCCUGAGAAGCAUGUUAUUUUUCUGGAAGAACAAUUCUGCAAUCCUGAAAAUAACCUGAUUAUCCUGCAACGACUCGAUGAUUUCUGCCAUGACAAAGGCCUAUUAUCAUUACUGAAAUGCCACCCUUGGAAAAUAGACUUCAAUUACACGCAGUGGGGUAAUAAUUGUGCAUAUAUUCCCAUUGUCUGUCAAGCCAAGGAAUAUCACAUCCGGAGACUUUGCACCGAGAGAAAUCCGAAGCAGAAACUAAAAGCAAACAUAUUAAUUUGGUAUUUCCAAAAGGACUCGCAGAAAUGGCGUCCGUUCGACCUUACUAACAAUAGGAGACUGGAAAAUGCUUACCAACAGAUUCCGGAUAGAAAUAUUACAAUGCAGACCAGCCUCGCCGAGUACAUAGUGGAUUUCAGCAAAAUGAAUCAGAAAAAUGUAUCGACAAAUAAAAUACGAGAUAUACGGCGCAGACCACUUACAUGUUAGUGAGAAAGAGAAGGAAAAUCUAUGCUUAUGAAUGCUCAGAUGAGGAACAAAGUAACCCCUUUCAUGCAUCUUAAAUUGGUGUGAGCGAUGUGGUAUAUAUGAUUCUAACUGGAGUAAUUUAUCGAUAAUGUUAGAAAACGAAACAGCAUUGGUUCUGCGCCUUAUAUUUUUUUUUUUUUUUUUUUUUUUUGAAUUGUAGGAAAUAACAUACGUUCCACAGCAAGUUUUACUAUAGGCUAUCCCCACUGCUAGAAUUUGUGUAUUUUUUCUACUCUAAAGAUAUAAUUUAAGUAAUUGUGAUUUAUGUCUUAUCAAUAUAUUUUGUUGGCAUUGGUAGUAGUAUAAUUUGAUUUUGUUAUCUUUUCUGUCUUUGAAUGAAAAAAUUAACAAUAAAUACA